Messenger RNA from [Torrubiella] hemipterigena, 2632 nucleotides. The record is from the annotation of a GenBank genome assembly. NCBI's taxonomy places the organism in Eukaryota, Fungi, Ascomycota, Sordariomycetes, Hypocreales, Clavicipitaceae.
AGCGACCCUAAGAACGCAAGCUUGACUUUGUGAAAGGCAUAUUCAACGCGUCAGAGUCUGUUUCGUCGUUUCCAACUUGCUCUCUUAAUCGUGGCAUGUCUGUGAGCGAUUCAGCAGCGGUUGUUGCCGAACAACUAUUAUCACCACAACACCUUAAGGUGGUAUCAUGCGUACAACUGCAAAGCUUAUGGUCGAACUAUGGCGAAAUAUGCUCAUUGGACGUUGAGCAGCUCUCAGCACCGCCUUCAACAGCCAAUCGAUCCCGUCCGUUAAUAUUGAAACUCAUCCAGCCGCCUGCAGGUGCUCGUCAAGAUGACGAGGGAUACAUGCGGAAGAUCAUUAGCUAUCAGGUUGAAAGAUACUUUUACGAUAAACUCGCGCCUAAGCUUGCUCUACACGUAUCGUUGGCAGCUUGUGUGAUAUCAUCAGGCCCAGAGACCAAAGGCUCCGAAUUAACACACUCUCAACCUCCGGCCAUAGCAUUGGUAUUGGAGGAUCUGAGAGAGAGAUUCCGGGAUUCAGUCGCUCGACGUGGAAAUCUCAACAAGCUACAAUCAUCUGCCGCCAUUCGAUGGCUUGCAAAAUUUCAUCACUACUCUCAACAACUCAUAACCAACCUAGAUCGCACACAGUUACUUCUAGCGCCGCUUGAAGAAGCCCAGAAGCCCAAUUUUGACCUAUUCCAUUGUGGUAAUAGGCUCUGGUUGAAUGGAGGUUAUACCUAUCUUGCGACUAGACGAAGCGAAUAUGCUCAACUAGUUAGUGAUUGCAAGUCAGAAUGGUCCGAGGCCCUGUGUCAGGAUGCGCUGGGAACGAAGUAUUCGAUUGCAGAGCUGGCAGCAGAAUAUCUUACGCCUUGUGGCAGACCGUCUGAGAGUCUUAUACAUGGAGAUGUCAAAUCAGAAAAUCUUUUUGCGACAGAAGAUGCCUCUGAUGUUGCAUUCUUCGACUUCCAAUAUGUCGGCCUUGGAUAUGGAGUGUGCGAUCUAGCGAAGCUAUUUACCUGCUCUGUACCAGCUGAACAGCUUGGACUAGAGAACGCCCCGGAUCAGUCCAUACCCAUGCUACCAGGCGAGAAGUCCUUGUUGCACGAAUAUUUAGAAGUACGAUGCUCUCAGGAUGGUAUGUCUCUGGACGCUCAAUGGGACGAAUUCUCAAGACAGUGGGAGACGGCAUUAGUAGACUGGUGUCGCUUCCAGGCGUCAUGGGGAUUUUGGGGAAAUACUGAAUGGCUGUCCGCUCGUGUUCGUUAUAUUAUCAAGGAUAUCGGGUGGCAGAACUGGUUGUUGGAGGAAAUUAGUAUGAGGUCUCAUCGCGAAUCUUCUACGAGCUAGGAAUGGCAAUUAUCUCCCAUUGGCCCAAAAAGCAGAUCAAAAGCGGCUUUGGUUGUUUGAUUACCGCAAGUAAUUCAAAUAUACUCUGGAGGGAGAGAAGGUCAGGAGUAUCCUAAAGACGUAGGUACACCCGGAUUGUAUGGGACCGAGAGCCGGCGUUUGUGCCAAGCGAUAGUAGUACUCCUUGGUGAGGUAAUGUCUAUCAAACAACCUACAGAUACCAAGUUGUGAAACACACUCAUGUACCAACUUCUUUUGGAACUUCAAUCGUACAUUGACAUGGGAAGUAAGAAUAAUAUACUGUAAAAGCGCUUCAAAAUGCUCGCCAGUAAAAUACAAAAUACAAACCAGUAAAUAAUGCGUCCUAAAUAAUCACACUGAUGCUAAACCAUUCGCCAUGAGCAAUGCAGGAGAAGAAGCUAUGAGGAUAGACAUACGCUCAUAGGACAUCAUCCUCGGACAGGGAAAGACUGGUAUCCGUAUCCACAGGUUUCAGAGGAAGCACAAGCCGAUAGGCACUGCUUCCGUUGAGAUAGUAGCGAUGUAGCUUUUUGGAUCGGAAGAAGCCAAGUCGUUCGUAUAGCCGCAUGGCAGUCUUGUUGGUCUCUUCCGUCUCUAGUACUAUUUCGUCGGCAUUGCGUUCAAUCAUAGCAUCCAUCGCUUUCUUAACAAGAGCCGUAGCAAUCCCUUGUCCACGGAAUUCUUCUGCCACUGCGAGCAUUGCUAUGUAGCCACGCCGUGUUGGUGUCGAUCGGCAGGAAUGGACUUCGAGUUUGCAAAUAACAACGCCAAUUAGGGACGAAUCUUUCGGAUUCAAAGCCUACUACUAUGUCAAUAUGAUAAACUAUAUAUAUAUAUAUAUAUAGAACAAAACCGAGCUUACCAUGAAACAAAGAUGAGCCCAUUGGUAUAAGAAGUAGCGGUAGACGUAGAUGCUGUAAGGCUCACUAAGAUCUUUCGCGAUAAGGGAGCGGAUAGCUGGGAGAUAUGUAUUUUCUAGGCUGUGUUCAUAUUGGAUAUAUUCGAGAUUUGCAGCCGCCAAGUCAUCUGAGCUUGACGUUAUAGUCGGGCGUGCACACACUGACGCCGCCAUGGCUGGAGCGUCCGAUGUAAGCAACAGGCAGCCCUGGUGCUGGUGUCGUCGUAGGAUUGCUUCGCGAGUUCAGAGAGAGGUAGAUUCGAGGGGCGUAGGAAUGGUAUCAGUCCGACAGAGAAAGAGGAGUAUGAGAGUUGGCAGUUUCUUGUAUUUGUAGGAGGGGUGGUCGAGGCUGUGUUCUUAGUCGAUUUCUGGCCGCAAG